AUGCAUCAUGAUAUUCGUCUUCUCAGCUAUCUUAUGCUCAUGAAAUUAGCAAUGCUCUGCCCGAAUCAGUUAGUACAGCGUCUCGAUAAGAUCUGCGAAUCAUUGAAGGAUAUGCAUCAUGAUAUUCGUCUUCUCAGCUAUCUUAUGCUCAUGAAAUUAGCAUUGCUCUGCCCAAAUCAGUUAGUACAGCGUCUCGAUAAGAUCUGCGAAUCAUUGAAGACUCAGUUACAAAUCAAACCAAAGACAAAUGCAGUAAAACAAGAAAUUGACAAACAGGAUGAACUCAAGCGAGCUGUUAUUCGAGUGGUUUUGGCUUUACAGAAAAUUCCGGAUGCUGAACGACAUCAACAGCUUGCAGAUGUUGCUGCUAUGAUGCGAUCUUCAGCAGAACUUCGUGCACUCACUGAGAUUGUUCAGCGUGAUGCCAUGCGAACGUUUGCAGCAGGCGACGUACCUAUGGAAACAAUCUAA
Messenger RNA from Strongylus vulgaris, 471 nucleotides. The record is from the annotation of a GenBank genome assembly. Lineage: Eukaryota; Metazoa; Nematoda; Chromadorea; Rhabditida; Strongylidae.